Mastomys coucha (southern multimammate mouse) is the source of this 1470-nucleotide messenger RNA. RefSeq names its product gap junction protein beta 5 (gene Gjb5). The transcript is spliced from 2 exons. Gene Ontology annotation, cellular component: connexin complex. Gene Ontology annotation, biological process: cell communication. The record is from RefSeq and is a predicted model, not a curated record. Bases 371 to 1186 code for a protein of 271 amino acids. Lineage: Eukaryota; Metazoa; Chordata; Mammalia; Rodentia; Muridae.
CCUGGGGUUAGGGCUAGGCCUCCCUGGGUGUUCCUAGGACGCUGCCAGCUCCACCCACCUGAGACAGGACUGUGCAGAGAAGUCAGUGACUCAAAGCCAGGCCACCACGUGGCCAAGUGGGGAGUGAUGUAGCUAGAUGGGGUGGGGAGUAGAGACACCCCCAGACGCUCCCUCCCAAGUUCCAUCAGAAAGAGAAGGGAGACGCAUGGGAGAGCAGGCAGUUCAUGAAAACUUGAGGAAAGGGCUCCAACUCAAAACUGGACAAUUUGCAGAGUGGACUCUGGAGCCAGCCAGCCUAGGUCUGAGUCCGGACUCUGUUACUUACUAGUACUCCGACCUCCGCUAGGAGCAGCCAGCCCUUGAGUUCACCAUGAACUGGAGCGUCUUUGAGGGGCUCCUGAGUGGAGUCAACAAGUACUCCACAGCCUUUGGUCGCAUCUGGCUGUCUCUGGUCUUUGUCUUCCGUGUGCUGGUGUACCUGGUGACAGCUGAGCGCGUGUGGGGGGACGACCAGAAGGAUUUUGACUGCAACACCAGGCAGCCCGGCUGUACCAAUGUCUGCUACGACGAGUUCUUCCCCGUGUCCCACGUGCGCCUCUGGGCUCUGCAGCUCAUCCUAGUCACGUGCCCCUCUUUGCUUGUGGUCAUGCAUGUGGCCUAUCGAAAGGCUCGAGAGAAGAAGUACCAGGAAAAAGUUGGCAAAGGAUGCCUUUACCCGAACCCCGGCAAGAAGCGGGGCGGACUCUGGUGGACAUACGUCUUCAGCCUAUCUUUCAAGGCCGCCAUAGAUAUUAUCUUCCUCUACCUCUUCCACGCAUUCUAUCCUAGAUAUACCCUCCCUUCUAUGGUCAAGUGCCAUUCGGCGCCCUGUCCCAACACAGUGGACUGCUUCAUCGCCAAGCCCUCUGAGAAAAACAUCUUCAUUGUCUUCAUGUUGGUCACGGCCAUCAUCUGCAUCCUGCUUAACCUUGUGGAGCUGAUCUACCUGGUGAUUAAGCGGUGUUCUGAGUGUGCCCAGCAGAGGAGAGCACUCACUGCAGACUCGAAGAAUGACCCAAACUGGGCCAACUCUUCCAGCAAAGAGAAGGACCUCCUCUCGAGCAACCUCAUCUUUCUGGGCCCGGACACUCACCCGCCUCUGUUACCAGACCGCCCUCGAGCCUACGUGAAGAAAACCAUUCUGUGAAGGGUCCCUAGACUGGACUGGCAGGGUGGGCAUGAACUGGAAGGUUCCAGAAUUUCUCACGGAUGUUGCUGGUGGGGAGAAGAGCUGAGUUUGCGUGGGAGGCAGGCAAAAGGGGGGACUCCCACCACUUGGGAUCCCAAUUGUCCCUCCCGGCUGACUGGCCUUCGCUGAAUUACCCCUCUGCUCUCUGUACCUCGGUUUCCUUUUCUGUUAAAUAAACACACUGAGUGCCACUUAACUGGGCUCCUGGGAGGGGAGUUUCACAAAGGCACAGACAAGCAAAA